This is a messenger RNA of Ananas comosus (pineapple), 3221 nucleotides long. Its product is annotated as extra-large guanine nucleotide-binding protein 3. The coding region runs from base 255 to 2840 and encodes 861 amino acids. Lineage: Eukaryota; Viridiplantae; Streptophyta; Magnoliopsida; Poales; Bromeliaceae. The record is from RefSeq and is a predicted model, not a curated record. Gene Ontology annotation, molecular function: GTPase activity; G protein-coupled receptor binding; G-protein beta/gamma-subunit complex binding. The transcript has 9 exons. Gene Ontology annotation, cellular component: heterotrimeric G-protein complex. Gene Ontology annotation, biological process: adenylate cyclase-modulating G protein-coupled receptor signaling pathway.
GAUUUUGGCAACUUUUUGCCUAUUUUGGGGUUGAAUUUUUGCGGAGAAAGGGUUUAGUUUGAAAAAGGUGGGAUUUUUACCCUGUUUUUUGUUCAGUUUUGAUGAAUUUGUGGUUUGGAGGUGAAAAGGUCGAAUCCUGUGAUGUGUUGUUGGUGAUUUGAAGCUGUUUGAUUUGGUUUGUGAGGCAAUAGUAGCUUAAAUACUUGCUCCUAGGGUUUGGUUGUUUAGGGUUAGGGAGAAGGAAAGAGAGAGAAAUGGCAGAAACCCUAGAUGGGAAUAGUUGGCAAGAGAUGUUAAGGAGGAUUCUUCCUCCCGGAACCCCGAUUCCCGAAGCCCCUGCCAAUCUCGAUUACUCUAUCGCACUCGAAUACGACGGCCCCCCGGUCUCCCAUGAGCUCCCGAGGGUCGAUCCCGUCGAUUUGAAUCCCUCAUCAAUCCCUACUGCUGAACCUGUUUCCGAAUCCCAGAGGCCCGCAAAUGGUUUCGCGCUGCCUGUGAUCGAUCCUAUACCUUUGCCCGUGCCCCGGAUCGCCAAAUGUGCUAAACCCUCGUCGGAUAGCCCCCCGGCAUCGGGGGGAAGCUCCGGGUCUGUGAAUUCGGUCCUGCACAACCCCGAAUUCUCUGACGGUGUGUCCCGUUCAGAGUCCCAUGGCUCCGCCCGCAGCUCUCCUGGGCCGAACACUAACCGGCCCGCGAACGAGCCGAAAAGAGCUUCAGUGGUCACUUUCGGCGGCGACAGUAAGUAUGAAGCUAAGGAGUUCGACGAAAUGUCCGAGCCGCCUCACUAUGUUGCGGUAUCGAGAACAGAGAAGAGGAGGAGGGUUUGCUACAGAUGCGGCAAGAGGAAGUGGGAGAGUAAGGAGUCAUGCCUCGUGUGCGACGCCAGGUACUGCAGUUACUGCGUGCUCAGGGCGAUGGGCUCAAUGCCGGAGGGGCGGAAGUGCGUGGGCUGUAUAGGCCAACCGAUCGAUGAGUCGAAGCGGUCGAAAUUAGGGAAGAGUUCGAGGAUCUUAUCGCGCUUGUUAAGCCCGUUGGAAGUGAGGCAGAUACUGAAGGUCGAGAAGGAGUGUCCGGCCAACCAGCUCCGGCCCGAACAGCUUGUCGUGAAUGGGUAUCCAUUAAGGCCGGAAGAGAUGGGUGAUUUACUAAGUUGCCCGUUACCUCCACAGAAAUUAAAGCCGGGGAGGUACUGGUAUGACAAAGAAUCAGGUUUAUGGGGAAAGGAAGGGGAAAAGCCAGAUAUGAUCAUUAGUAGUAAUUUAAAUUUUACCGGGAAGCUUCACCCUAAUGCUAGCAACGGCAACACCCAAGUAUAUAUCAAUGGCAGGGAAAUCACAAAAUUGGAAUUGAGGGUGCUAAAGAUUGCAGGUGUGCAAUGCCCGCGUGAUACGCACUUUUGGGUUUAUGAUGAUGGCCGUUACGAAGAGGAAGGCCAAAAUAAUAUCAGGGGGAAAAUCUGGGAGUCGGCAUUUACACGUUUGGCGUGCUCCUUGUUCUCGCUACCUGUGCCCCAACAAAACACGCAAGGACUAAGAGAUGAAGCUCUCUAUCCUCCUAGAACUGUUCCGGAUUACUUGGAGCAAAAGAGAAUCCAAAAGCUUUUACUACUUGGCCCUCAGGGAUCUGGGACUAGCACCAUAUUUAAGCAGGCCAAGUUUUUGUAUGGAAGUAAGUUCACUCAAGAAGAACUUGACAGCAUCAAAUUGAUGAUACAAAGCAAUAUGUUCAAAUAUCUGGGUGUUUUGCUUGAGGGUCGUGAGCGCUUUGAGGAAGAGGCAUUGUCUAGGUUGGGAAAUACAAACUCGCAUGAUCAGCAUACCUCAGAGGAUGCAGAUGAGCAUGAAGCUGAUGAUAGAUCAAAUUCAUGCAUAUACUCGAUCAAUGCGAGGAUGAAAAAGUUCUCCGACUGGCUUCUAGAUAUCAUAGCAAUGGGGGACUUGGAUGCAUUUUUCCCUGCUGCAACGCGUGAAUAUGCUCCAUUUGUUGAUGAGAUGUGGAAAGAUCCAGCCAUACAGGAAACUUAUAAGAGAAAGGAUGAGUUGCAUUUUCUUCCUGAUGUUGCCGAGUACUUCUUAAGUCGGGCGAUUGAGGUGUCAAGCAAUGAGUAUGAGCCAACUGAGAAAGAUAUCUUAUAUGCGGAAGGAGUGACUCAAGGAAAUGGACUGGCCUUCAUUGAGUUCUCACUCGAUGACCCCAGCCCAAUGUCCGAAACAUACAAUGAUAAUAUGGAUACGCAUUCCCAGCCGCUCAAUAAAUACCAGCUUAUCAGAGUAAGUGCAAAGGGGAUCAGUGAGGGGUGCAAGUGGGUCGAGAUGUUUGAGGACGUCCGCGCUGUUAUAUUCUGCUUGGCGCUUAGCGACUACGACCAGCUCGGAGCCCCUGCCUGCGGCAGCAAUAAGCCGCUCCAGAAUAAGAUGAUGCAAAGCAGGGAGCUAUUCGAGGCCACAGUCAGGCAACCUUGCUUCCGAGACACCCCGUUCGUGCUUGUGCUGAACAAGUACGACCUCUUCGAGGAGAAGAUCAGCCGCGUGCCGCUGUCCACGUGCGAGUGGUUCGACGACUUCUGCCCCGUCCGCACCCACCACAACAACCAAGCCCUCGCCCACCAAGCGUACUUCUACGUCGCGAUGAAGUUCAAAGACCUCUACUUCUCCCUCACGAAUCAGAAACUGUUCGUGUGGCAAGCCCGGGCCCGCGACCGCCCCUCGCUCGACGAGGGGUUCAAGUACAUCCGAGAGGUGCUCCGGUGGGAGGAGGAGAAGGACGAGAAUUACUACCAGGAGGACUCAUUUUAUAGUACCACUGAGUUGAGCUCCUCACCAUUCAUCAGGCCAGAAUAAUAGUAGUAAUAAUAAUAAUUACAACAACAACAACAACAACAACAACAACAACAGCAACAAGCACUACCAAGAGGGAGAAUGGAAGUUUUUUAGGUUUCGUCCUCGAGUUUUCGAUUAUUGUGGAGGAGGGGCUUGUGAGUGACUGAUCUUAUAGCAGGGAUCAUAAAUAAUUGUAUAUUAUUAACAAAGUCUUUCAGCUUAUUUGAUGUAUCUUCUGUGUGAUUUUAAUUGAAGUAGUGGUGUAUGUGCAUUUUAUUCUAUUUUUUUUGCGAUGUCGAAGAGAACAUUGUGUUGCAUUUUUUUUUCUUUUUUUUUUCCCUUCAUCUUUUGGUAUAUGGAAAUAUUAAGAAGAGUUAAUGUUGUAGUGAAUCUAGUAUCAAA